Messenger RNA from Scylla paramamosain (green mud crab), 3130 nucleotides. Its product is annotated as tyrosine-protein kinase SRK2-like. The transcript has 11 exons. Gene Ontology annotation, molecular function: ATP binding; signaling receptor binding; non-membrane spanning protein tyrosine kinase activity. Gene Ontology annotation, biological process: protein phosphorylation; cell differentiation; innate immune response. NCBI's taxonomy places the organism in Eukaryota, Metazoa, Arthropoda, Malacostraca, Decapoda, Portunidae. The coding region runs from base 594 to 2234 and encodes 546 amino acids. Gene Ontology annotation, cellular component: extrinsic component of cytoplasmic side of plasma membrane. The record is from RefSeq and is a predicted model, not a curated record.
UGAGGGGGUGAGCUGAUGGCCGGCUACUGCCACCACCAACUAGUGUGUGACAAUCUAGUCCAUCGUACAGACACGGCAAUUGUUGUACCCUUAUUCUCCUGUCCUCCGAGGCUCGUGUGGCUUGAAGGAUAUUACUGAAGCCUUGGAUAUCUGCGUGGCUUUGUUGAAGAGUGGAAAUUUGUGUGCCAUGGUGUGGGUUUUGAGAUAAGUGAGGAUGGAAAUGCGUGGCGUGAGGAGAGGUUACGUGAGGGAAUGUUCUGAUGAAAGUGUCAAGGAAACUGAUAAAGUAUAGAUAAAAAAAGGAUAGUGAUAAUAAUAAUAAUAAUAAUAAUAAUAAUAAUAAUAACAGUGGUGCUACUACUGUUGGUUAAAAACAAUUAAACAAAGACAACAAACAAAACAGAUAAAACAAAACACAAAAAAAUAAAGGAAAAUAAGUACAAGGCAUUCGGUUCCCACUUCUCAUUAAAAACACAACACAAUAAAACACAGAGAGAGGGACACUACUAGUAGGAUACAGAAAACGUGAAGAGUCCGAGAAGCGAGCUACUGCAGCCCUCCAGCACACCCCCAUGCGCUAGGAGUGUCCCGGCAUGGCGUUCGCUUGGCUGUGGAGGAAAUUGAAGGGGGACGAGAGACCAGAGAGACACCACGACAGGAGACCAAGCAACGCAGGACCAAAAAACCCUACUCAUGAAGAGGCUACCCACCGCUCGGGGUCCGUGUCGGAGAAGCAUGAUGUCCUCACAGCCCAGCCCUCCUGCUCUUCCAACUCCUAUGCUGUGCCUUCUCACACACCGGGCACCCGCAAAACCAGUACUGUUUCAAUAUCUACGCUGGACACGCCUUGGGGAACACCCUGCGAGAAUCCGACGGAGGAGCGGACGGUGGUGGCCCUGAACGACUACAAGGGGCGCACGGACGAGGACCUCUCAUUCAGGAAGGGCGAGCACCUGGAGGUGCUGAAGGAGGCGUCACAGGGAUGGUGGUACGCCAGGAGCCACGUGACGGGGCUGUCAGGCUACAUCCCGGUUCCUUACGUCGCCAGACUCAAGAGCAUCGAAGCGGAGCCGUGGUUCUUCGGUGACAUCAAACGCGGGGAGUGUGAGCGCCGCCUGCUGGCCCCCGCCAACGACCACGGCUCCUUCCUCAUUCGCAAGGCGGAGUCUCGCAAGGAUGAAUACUCCCUCUCAGUUCGGGACAUGACAAAAGUGAACCACUACAGAAUUCGACCAAAGGACCACGGCGGCUUCUUCAUCUCCCGCAAAGACCCCUUCCCUUCUCUGCACGACCUGGUGGACUACUACAGCCAGGGCGCCCACGGCCUCUGUACCAGACUCAACAAGCCUUGCGUCAGAGUGGACACGCCGGAGACACAGGGGCUCUCGCACAACACCUGGGACGUGUGGGAGAUUCACAAGGACCAGGUGGAGCUGCUGAAGAAGCUUGGGUCGGGGCAGUUUGGUCAUGUGUACGAGGGGUGCUGGAACAAGACGGUGCCUGUAGCAGUGAAGACCUUGAAACCUGGCAAGAUGAACCCCCACGACUUCCUGGAGGAGGCGCAGAUCCUGAAGAACCUGCGCCACCCCAAACUGCUGCAGUUGUACGCGGUGAGCACACAUGAGGAGCCUUUCUACAUCAUUACGGAACUUAUGCGAAACGGGUCCCUGCUUGACUACUUGCGAGAUCGAUCUAGGGACCCCCUGCCGCUGAUGGACCAGGUGCACAUCGGGGCCCAAGUGGCGGAGGGCAUGCAGUACUUGGAGUGGAAGAACUACAUCCAUCGGGACCUCGCCGCCAGGAACGUCCUCGUCGGAGAGAAUUUAACGGUCAAGGUGGCUGACUUCGGCCUCUCGCGUCUGGUGCAGGAGGACGAGUACCUGGCGCAGGAGGGUGCUCGCUUCCCCAUCAAGUGGACGGCCCCCGAGGCUCUGCGCUUCAACAAAUUCACCACAAAAUCUGACGUGUGGUCGUUUGGCGUGUUGCUGAUGGAGGUGGUCACUUCGGGAGCAAUUCCCUACCCUACCAUGAACAACACAGAGGUGAUCGAGGCGCUGGAGAGAGACUAUCGCAUGCCGCGUCCCGCCAUGUGCCCCACCAAGCUGUACAACAUGAUGCUCCUCUGCUGGGCCAGGUCACCCUCCUCCAGGCCAACCUUCGAGGACCUUCACUGGCAGCUCGAUGACUUCUUUAACCUUGAGGAGGCGGAUUCUGACUACAGGGACAUUGCUUAGAGAACAAAUGAAGGAGAUACAAAGACAAGCAUUCUGAAACGCUUCGCUCUCUCAUCGCCACUGCUUUCAAAGGCCACACGGAUGAGCAGCCGAGUUCUCAAGGGUGUUUCUCCUGUUAAUAAUGCGGAAAUCUUCUUAAUCUGUCACCAGAACCGCAAAAACAACCUUGAAAACCCGUGUAACUUAUCAAAAAGGCUCUUAUUCUGAAACGCUUCGCUCUCUCAUCGCCACUGCUUUCAAAGGCCACACGGAUGAGCAGCCGAGUUCUCAAAGGUCUUUCUCCUGGUAAUAAUGCGGAAAUCUUGUUAAUCUGUUACUAGAACCGUAAAAAAAACAUCAUUAAAGAUAUGUAUAACUUCAACUAGAGCCUUUUGAUAGUGGAGAUGCGACGCAGAAGUGUUGCAGAAGGAGAGAGAGAGAGAGAGAGAGAGAGAGAGAGAGAGAGAGAGAGAGUGAGAGAGAGAGAGAGAGAGAAGUAGGGAAUUGUGGUGUUAGUAUGUUUUGUUAGUGUGUUUGUGUGUAUGUAUGUGUGUGUGGUCUUAUAAGGAUACAUGCUUUCUCUCUCUCUCUCUCUCUCUCUCUCUCUCUCUCUCUCUCUCUCUCUCUCUCUCUCUCUCUCAUAUAAUAUCAUAAUUAUGCAAAUGCUGUUUUUUUUACGAAUGAGAGAGAGAGAGAGAGAGAGAGAGAGAGAGAGAGAGAGAGAGAGAGAGAAAGAGAGAGAGAGAGAGAGAGAGAGAGUCCACACAAGUACCUAAUAUACUUUACACGUUUCUAAGACCAGAGAAAGAAAAAAAAGAUAAAUAUUUGCAACUAACCACAAUAAUGGCUGAGAGAGAGAGAGAGAGAGAGGGAGAGAGAGAGAGAGAGAGAGAGAGAGAGAGAGAGAGAGCGGAAAA